AUGGCUUGUCAACAGGAGGACGGCCUGUUGAUGGCAAAACUACACCACUGCUCCCAUUUCCGAAAUGAUGUAGUUGACGAGGUCACGCGUUGGCGUCCCGAGGGGGACGAACAUGUGCAAGAUGACCUCCCUCACAUGGCCGCCCGUGCCUACAUGUUGGAGAGUGAGUGUGUCAAGUCUAAUGUCAAGUCGUGCGGUGAGUGUAUCCAGUUGGGGGAGCAAUGCGGCUGGUGCACCGACCCUCUGUUUUCGGGACCUCGAUGCAAUGAUGUGGAGUACCUACGACAGAGAUGUGAUAAGAUGAGCAUUGAGAACCCACGUGGCAGCAAACAGAUCAUUGAGGAUAAGAACGUGACGGAGCACAGCAACAUGGACCCCAACAGGAAGUUGGACGCCAGCGAGAUCAUUCAACUCCAGCCACAGAAACUCAACCUCAAGCUACGCUCCGGAGAAUCUCAGACGUUCACUCUAAAGUUCAAGCGUGCUGAUUACCCUGUUGAUAUCUACUUCUUGAUGCAUCUGAGUGACUCCAUGAAGGACGAUCUGGAGAACUUGAAAAACCUCGGCACGGACUUGAUUCGCGAGAUGCAGUCUAUCACCUCCGACCUCAGAAUCGGCUUUGGCUUGUUAGUGGAGGACACCGUUACGCCGGCAAAACUCUGCAGAGGGGGCCAGAACUGCAGACGUCCAUUGAGCUUCAAGAAUGUGCUGAAACUCACCUCCGAUGGGUCGCAGUUCAACACCGUGAUGGGUCAACAGCAGAUAUCAGGCAAACCGGGGUCGUCUGAGGGUGGACUGGACGCCAUUUUGCAGGUGGCAGCUUGUGGGGAUCUGAUUGGCUGGCGUAACGGCACGCGCCUGCUGGUGUUCGUCGCGGACGGCGACUUCCGCGGCAAGUCAGCAGCCAGUGCACUACCGCCCAACGACGGCCAGUGCCACUUGGAAAAUAACAUGUACACUACGAGCCAUGACUCCCCCUCCAUCGCACAGCUGGCCCAGACACUGAGGGAGAACAACAUCCAGACCAUGUUCGCCGUUACAGAGGAGUUCGUGCCUGCCUACAGGGAGCUGAGGUGGUUGAUCUCCGGGUCGCUGUUGAAGACCCUGACAGCCGACUCCUCCAACAUCAUCAAGCUGAUCACUACAGAUGACUACAGCCCCCUGUAUUCUGGGGUCGUCCUGGAGUCGUCCUGGAGUAGACGUCCCGAUGGCGUCUCCAUUUCCUUCGUGUCCCACUGCAAGGAUGGCAAGACAGGCUACAGAGCGUGCCCUGACAUCUCCAUCGGGGAUGAGGUGACAUUCGACGUGGCCGUGACCGCCAAGGGCUGCCCCUCGCAGGGACGGGAGACGAUCAAGAUCAAGGCACGGGGCUUCCAACAGGAAGUGGAGGUCAGCCUGGACUUCCUGUGUGCCUGUGCCUGUCAACGCGACAGGGUCCCCAACUCCCCUCACUGCUCCGAUGGCAAAGGCACUCUGGAGUGCGGUGGUUGCCGGUGUAAUGAGGGUUACCUAGGAAGGGAUUGUGAGUGCUCCUUGUUAAACAACUUGGACGACGAUUGCAGAGCAUAUGAGGGGGGCGAAAUCUGUUCCAAUAACGGCGACUGCAUGUGCGGGGAGUGCGUGUGCAAGAGGAGAGAAAAUCCGCUGGAGAGGUACUCCGGCAGAUACUGCGAGUGUGACAACUUCAACUGUGAUCGUUCUAACAACAAGCUAUGUGGAGGACACGGUCGUUGCGAGUGCCGCGAGUGCAUCUGUGAUGAGGGCUACACCGGCUCCGCGUGUGACUGCGCCUUGGAUACGUCCUCCUGCAUGGCCACGAACCAACAGAUUUGUAACGGGCGGGGAAUUUGUGAUUGUGGACGCUGCAGGUGUACAGACUCCAAAUUCCAGGGUCCCACGUGUGAGAUAUGCCCCACCUGUCCCGGCGUCUGUCCUGAGCACAGGGACUGUGUCCAGUGCCGUGCGUUUGGCACGGGGGCCAAGAAGGACACAUGCCAACUGGAGUGUAUGUACUUUAAGCUGGAGAUGAUCAAGAGUCGCGCCGAGCUGCCGGAGCCUUCUGAGGGAGAGAGGUUCCUCAGCCACUGCAAGGAACGGGAUGCAGAUGACAAUUGGUUCUACUAUACCUACGGUAUCGAGGCCGACCACACCAAGAUGGUACACGUAGUGGAAAGAACCGGGUAAGACGCCGCCUCCGGGCCACACAUGGGCUGCCUCCGGUCCACCAUCACCGUCUGGAAUGACGACAGGCCACACCCACCUCCGAUGCUGCCCAAUCUCACAGAAUUCUGUCCGUUUUUGUGGAUUUUUGCCAAAAUUACGUGCCAUGGUCACAGAAGUUCUCUCUACCCUAAUCCCACAGCACUAUGUUAAGUCUGUCAUUACAAAAUUAAUAGCAUAUUUUGUUAAAAAAAUAAAAAAAUAAAUAUAAGAAAGAAUGCUAUAGCAAUCGAAGCUUUGCCCUGACCUAAACAAUCCCUCACCUUAAAGGGACACUGUGUGAGAUUUUGAGUUGUUUAUUUCCAGAGUUCAUGCUGCCCAUUCACUAAUGUUUCAUUUUUAAUGAAUACUUACCACCAGCAUCAAAUUCUAAGUAUUCAUUAUGACUGGAAAAAUUGCACUUUUAAUACAUGAAAAGGGGCAUCUUCUUCAUGGUCCGCCAUUUUGAAAUUCCAAAAAUAGCCAUUUUUAGCUGCAAAAAUGACUCUACUUGGACCAUACUAGAAAAUAUUUGCUUAUUACUUAGUAAACUUUCAUGUAAAGAUCAAGUUUUGCAAUAGGCACCCCAGUUUCAAUGAGCAGCAUAGUUGCAGUACCUUUUUUUGACCAUUUCCUGCACAGUGUACCUUUAACCUGUCAUUAAAAUUAUUUUUUGAGAAAUGUGUUUUCCCGUUGGUUGAUAAUUGGCUGUAAAAUUAUUGUACUAAAUGAAAGAAUAAUAAAAGAAAGAUGAAUACUAGUAGUCUAGCAUGUAGUCCACGAAAAACACUUCUGUGACCAUCGUAUGGAAUUUUGUCAAAAUCCAUGAAACUAUCAAAAAGUGUAAGGUGCGCGCACAUCCCAAGGUGACAACUAGCUACGGGUGCAGAUUAUCAAAAAACGUAAAUGAGAAAAAGGAGAAAAAAUAUUCGCACACCGUAAAAGCUCCCUUGUCGUGAUUUUAAUUUGACAAAUGGCACAACGUUUCGACCAGCAAGGUCUUCGUCAGGUGUCGAAACGUUGUGCCAUUUCU
Messenger RNA from Engraulis encrasicolus (European anchovy), 3232 nucleotides. RefSeq names its product integrin beta-1-like. The coding region runs from base 1 to 2184 and encodes 727 amino acids. The transcript is spliced from 21 exons. The record is from RefSeq and is a predicted model, not a curated record. Gene Ontology annotation, cellular component: cell surface; focal adhesion; integrin complex. Gene Ontology annotation, molecular function: collagen binding involved in cell-matrix adhesion; fibronectin binding; integrin binding. Gene Ontology annotation, biological process: cell migration; cell adhesion mediated by integrin; integrin-mediated signaling pathway. Lineage: Eukaryota; Metazoa; Chordata; Actinopteri; Clupeiformes; Engraulidae.